Molecule: messenger RNA, 447 nt
Organism: Adineta ricciae
Lineage: Eukaryota; Metazoa; Rotifera; Eurotatoria; Adinetida; Adinetidae
Source: the annotation of a GenBank genome assembly
AUGCUCACUGGUCUUCUUCAAUUGUGGCGCAAACUGUGGCUGACCAUCAAAAACUACAAUUUAUUCCCAUCGAUUUCGCCCACUCAAGAUCAACAUCAACUUCGAAAUCAACGCCUUUCUACACGACUUUUUAUCAUCCUUCUCAUCCUCUCCCUUAUCGUUCUCAUUCUCUACACAUCAUUGAUCACCAUCACACAGACACUCAAAUUCAGUUCACCCUCAAUCACACAAUACCGUCAACUAUAUUCCACAUAUUCACAAACAUUAUCAUGUGAUUGUAAACAAAUCUCCAUCAACUAUGACACAUUUCUGCAUCUCAACUAUACACUUCAUCAAGUUUGCGACAGCAUUUUUGUUACUGAAGAUUGGUUCGAUUAUGUCACCCUCACCCUUAAGACUUCGUCGGGAAAUACACAAUUCAUGAUUGUAAAAUCAACUGCUCACUGA